UGCUAGAUUUUACAUUUGCAAGGUUUUUAAUAAGUUGCUCUUGAUUGUUUAGCGGUUAGCCUUCAGUGGAUUACAGAGACCAUGUCAGUUCAAUUCAAGGCUCGUUUGUUGCCGAGCAUGUUUAAUCUAGAGGAAGAAAUACGCAGGUUUGCUAUUGGUGACGAACAGGCCAGAGAUUUUGCACUCUUGAAGAAAAAAAUCGGAAGUGUGUUUCCUACAUUAAAUCACGGAAACUUCAAGCUGUAUUACAAAGAUGACAGAGACGACCAGAUAUCGUUUAACAGUGAUGAAGAGUUACUGGUUGCCUUAGAACAAAUGGAUGAUGGAGUGCUAAGUAUUAUCAUAAAGAAUACAUUUGCGGAAACAUUUAACUUCACACAAGGCUUUCCCGCCGGAAGCUACACUGGUCAAAUGCCCACUUUUGGCAAUCCAUUUGCGGCCUUUACUCAGCCGGACUUCAUACCUAACUACAUGGGUGGACAACAGUUUGGAACUUUUCAAUACCAAUAUCCUAACGGAGCGAAUGGCUAUUCUGGCACGUGGUCCACAAAUAACAACCACAACCAGUAUCAGGCACAACAACAAAGUCAGUCUUAUUCCCGUACCGACAAUUCAAGGCCACCGUAUCGUUCACACAGAUAAAAUGCAACGCCGGUGUUUUGGAGAUCUAUACUUUCUAUUGGGCUGCCAUUUUGCCCGACCCAACCAUUUUUCACCACUAAUGGAGAUUCUUAUCGCUGUUGUUUUUUCCGCUUUUAGUGUCUGUAGAAAAUGUAUCUUAAACCUAAAUAAACAUUAUUUUUAUCUGAACA
Messenger RNA from Ciona intestinalis (vase tunicate), 812 nucleotides. RefSeq lists its product as uncharacterized. Gene Ontology annotation, molecular function: protein binding. The record is from RefSeq and is a predicted model, not a curated record. Lineage: Eukaryota; Metazoa; Chordata; Ascidiacea; Phlebobranchia; Cionidae.